GCCCGGCGCGGCGCGAUGCGUCACGGCGUGCGGCGCGCGGUGUGGCCGGCGUGGGUGCGCGCGGCGGGGAGCGCGCUCCGGCCGCCGCCGCCGCCCCGCGGGGCCAUGGCCGAGCCGGGCCCCGGUCGAGCCCGGGAGGAGCCGCCCCGCGGGGCCAUGGCCGAGCCGGGCCCCGGCCGAGCCCGGGAGGAGCCGCCCCGCGGGGCCAUGGCCGAGCCGGGCCCCGACCGAGCCCGGGAGGAGCCGCCCCGCGGGGCCAUGGCCGAGCCGGGACCCGACCGAGCCCGGGAGGAGCCGCCCCGCGGGGCCAUGGCCGAGCCGGGCCCCGACCGAGCCCCGGAGGAGCCGCCCCGCGGGGCCAUGGCCGAGCCGGGCCCCGACCGAGCCCCGGAGGAGCCGCCGCGCCCCGCCCGCAGCGAGGAGGCCGCGCCGGCCCCCAAGAAGCGGCGGCUGGCGGGCGGCGAGCGGUACGUGCCGCCGCCGCGGAAGCUGAACCCCGGCGUGAGCUUCGGCGCCGAGCACUUCGCCGAGACCUCGUACUACUUCGAGGGCGGCCUGCGCAAGGUGCGCCCCUACUACUUCGACUUCCGCACGUACUGCAAGGGGCGCUGGGUGGGCCGCAGCCUCCUGCACGUCUUCGGCACCGAGUUCCGGGCGCAGCCGCUCGCCUACUACCGCGCCGCCGCCCGCGCCGGCCGCCUGCGCCUCAACGAGGAGCCCGUGCGCGACCUGGACGUCGUGCUCAAGAACAACGACUUCCUCAGGAACACGGUGCAUCGGCACGAGCCGCCGGUCACGGCCCAGCCCAUCCGCAUCCUGGCGGAGGACGAGGAGGUGGUGGUGGUGGACAAGCCCUCGUCGCUGCCCGUGCACCCCUGCGGCAGGUUCCGCCACAACACCGUCAUCUUCAUCCUGGGCAAGGAGCACGGCCUGCGGGAGCUGCACACGCUGCACCGCCUGGACCGCAUGACCUCGGGCGUGCUCAUGUUCGCCAAGAGCGCCGCCGUGUCCAAGCGCAUCGACGAGCAGGUCCGGCAGAGGCAGCUGGAGAAGGAGUACGUGUGCCGGGUGGUGGGGGAGUUCCCCGAGCACGAGGUGCUCUGCGAGGAGCCCAUCCUGGUGGUUUCCUACAAGGUGGGCGUGUGCCGCGUGGAUCCCAAGGGGAAGCCGUGCCAGACGCUCUUCCAGAGGCUCAGCUACGACGGCAGCAGCAGCGUGGUGAGGUGCCUGCCGCGCACGGGCCGCACGCACCAGAUCCGCGUGCACCUGCAGUUCCUGGGACACCCCAUCGUCAACGACCCCAUCUACAACAUGGAGGCCUGGGGCCCGGACAGGGGCAAGGGCGGGAAGAUCGGCAAGACGGAUGAGGAGCUGCUGAAGGCGCUGGUGGAGGAGCAUCGUUCCAAACAGAGCCUGGAGGUUUUGGGAAUUGGGGAGGAGGACUUGAACUCCGCUGGUGAGAGUAAAGACUGUGGGAGUUCGGGUGACUGCACAAAGUCUGCGGAGGCUGAUCCUGUAAAUGGGAGUUCCUGCCCUGCUGAGGACGGGAAGGAUCCCGAGAGGAAUGAUGUAGCAGCUUGCCCACUGAACUCUGAUAUCAACCUGGAAACGCUCGAUAAAGACAAGGAGGCGUGGGGAGAGAAGGACCCUUUGUGCGUGGAGUGCAGGACGAGCAGGCGGGACCCGUCUCCCAAGGAGCUGGUGAUGUUCCUGCACGCCCUGCGCUACAAGGGCGCGGACUUUGAGUACUGCUCCAGCAUGCCCGAGUGGGCCAUGGAGCACUGGGAGCAGUGACAGGGUGUCACACCCGGCCCCUGGGGACACUGCUGGCCGGGACAGCGGCAUGCAGGCACCAAAGACUGACUUUGCUUUGUGGCUGAGGUGAACAAAGCGUGCCUUGAGCUGGGCUGGGAGGGAUCCGUGCGGCUGGAGAAUUGUCCUGCUUCCCACAGGUGCUGUGAAAGAUGAGCAGGGAAGCGAGGCUAAAACAGGAGUUUUGUGUUCACCUUUUAGUGAACUGGCACUUGAGGGCAACAAGGAACAAACUCUGCUCGGCACAGGCAGCUUUGCCUUCAGCUCAGUGGAUUCUGGAUCAAUUAUCCACAUGGAUAAUGAAGUGUAUGCACUAAAAGUCAAAAACUGAUUUUUCUUCCAGCCUGCUGUGUUCCUGUGUCUUACAGUAAGAGCUGCUGGAUGUCAUGUCAUAAAAAAACCCUGAUUUUAUUGUA
This is a messenger RNA of Passer domesticus (house sparrow), 2228 nucleotides long. It is a transcript of the gene RPUSD2, whose product is annotated as RNA pseudouridine synthase domain containing 2. The transcript has 3 exons. NCBI's taxonomy places the organism in Eukaryota, Metazoa, Chordata, Aves, Passeriformes, Passeridae. Gene Ontology annotation, biological process: enzyme-directed rRNA pseudouridine synthesis. The record is from RefSeq and is a predicted model, not a curated record. Gene Ontology annotation, molecular function: RNA binding; pseudouridine synthase activity. The coding region runs from base 16 to 1794 and encodes 592 amino acids.